AUGUCGUUGAAACCUUUAAACCUUUAUAAAACAUUACCCACUACCAAAGCAGGGAAUGCCGUCGUGCGGAGGUACUUACUUCCUCCAUUAGAAUGUCCUUAUCAAAAAACGGUGGUUCUCGACCUAGACCUAACUUUAGUCAACACCGUAAUAGCUCCCAAGGGUAGUGAUCGGUCUGCUAUUCGUCACGAUAUUGUUUUCCAAUCGGACGACCCACCUUAUGAUGAUAUCUAUGUUUUGAAACGUCCGUUUGUUGAUGAAUUCCUUAGACGUUUAAACAAAAUCGGUUUUGAAGUCGUGGUUUUCACCGCAGGAACAAAAGCAUAUGCUUCCCGGGUGUUGGAUUUCUUGGAUCCUAGCAGGAGUUUGAUUAAUCAUCGAUUGUAUCGCGAUUCGUGUACACCAAUUUCAAUUUGCGGCGGGGCUGCAUAUAUGAAGAAUUUAUUUCAUCUAGGGAGAGAUUUAAGAAUGGUGGUGGUUGUUGAUGAUGACCCGAUUUCAUAUUGUUUAAACCCGAGUCGUGCAAUACCUAUUAAGCCCUUUCUAAGGUACGCUGAUGAUCGUCAAGAUGAUGAAUUGAUGAAUUUGAUGGGUUAUUUUCUCGAAAACCGCUAUGACGUAUGCUUCGAAAAGUUCAAUAGCACAAAAAACUACAGGAAUAGUACAUGA
Molecule: messenger RNA, 669 nt
Organism: Erigeron canadensis
Lineage: Eukaryota; Viridiplantae; Streptophyta; Magnoliopsida; Asterales; Asteraceae
Product: probable C-terminal domain small phosphatase
Exons: 1
Coding region: 1-669 (222 amino acids)
Molecular function (GO): phosphoprotein phosphatase activity
Source: RefSeq, a predicted model, not a curated record